This is a messenger RNA of Pollicipes pollicipes, 4360 nucleotides long. RefSeq lists its product as uncharacterized. Lineage: Eukaryota; Metazoa; Arthropoda; Thecostraca; Pollicipedomorpha; Pollicipedidae. The record is from RefSeq and is a predicted model, not a curated record. The transcript is spliced from 7 exons. Bases 154 to 3417 code for a protein of 1087 amino acids.
GUGAGCGGGCCGGCUCCACUGCUGCCGACGUCAUCAGACCCUGUGGCACCGCGCGGCCCAACGGCAGCUCGCCGACAGCAUGCGCACGUGACCCGUCUGUGGAGCCGCUCAACCUUGCACGGGAACUCAGAGACUGCUCGAUAGCGUGCCGAGAUGAAUGGGUCCGGGUGCAUCACCGCAGCCGUCCUCAUGUCUAUCCUCGCUGCCAUUGGCCGAGCAGAAACAGGAGAGCGGCUGCACGAGGCGUCCGGUCAGCUGAACACGCUGAUAGUUGGUCCGGACCACUUUGAGCCGCUGGCAGCGACGCCGGCGGUCGGCGAGACGCGCCUGACGGUCAGCACGCAGCCGACCAAGCUGCCAAAGCCAGGCGAGACAGGCUUCGCCACCAAGACCAUCUACGGCUUCCUCGACUUCAUCACCACCGUCGGCGACACCGUCGUGGUAUUCACGCCCAACUCCAAGACACAGGUCCUGAAGCGGAAGCCUUCAACGCCUCUCCGGCAGACAGUCACUAGCACCAGCACGGUGCAGCAGCUGGCACCGUCAGCGGUGUCAUCGGCGCUGCGCGUGGUACUGACGACCGAUGCCAAGCCGUCGAGCGGGCGUCCUUCGCUGGCGACGCCGGCGGCCGAGCCGUCGCCGAGUACCUCACGGCCGGUCACGGCCGGUCACGGUACCUCACGGCCGGUCACGGCCGAUGCUCUCUUCUCGUCACCUUCGGCCAUCAGCCUGGAGAGUUCGUUCGAGAGCAGCACGCCGUCCAGCGGCCUGUGGCUCCAGCUGCGCCAGCGGCGGCCGGCGGCGCCGCGGCCGCUGCUGCUACCGCCGCCGCCUCUGAGGCCGGCGCCGGGGGCGGCGCUCCGUCACCCCACGCUGGUGCCGAUCCUGGUCGAGGGCACGGCCACCCCCAGCGUGCGCCUGCCACCCGAAACCAAGGUCAGCCUGGGCCACAAUGUCGGCUUCCGGGUGCGGCAGCGACCCGAGGCGCCGCUCAGCAGCUUCCGGCUGGAGUUCCUGUCGGCGCGGCCGGCCAGCAUCGUGUCCGAGACGGCGGCGCCGUCCCGCGGCCGCCUCGUCCUCUCGUCCAUCAACGUGCGGCCCACUGGUCUGGUGACCACGUUCGGCGGCACGGACGUGGCCAGCGGCCGAACUACCGUGCACACCACUAGUGUGAUCGGCACCUACAUCCGCGGACGGUAUGCGCAGGUGCUUCGCUCCAGCAGCACCAUCUUCUCGGCGGCGCGUGUGCAGCCGACGGCGUCGGCGCGGCCGACUUCCAGCCUGCUGUCCCGCCGGCCGACGCCACUGCUCGAGCCGGAGGUGCUGCCGUUGGAGCGGCUCUUCAGCUCGCUGGACGGCGCCGAGCCGUCAGCGGCGCGAGGCGAGCUCGAGCCAGUCGGCGCCGAGUCGCGACCCUCGCGCGAGGUGGCCGAGCGGCGACGAGAGCCGACGCUGCCGACACUGCCGCCGCGCCGCUCCUACUCGAGCGGACGUCAGACGAGCCGCCGUGCAUCUGCCGCUGACCGUCUGAAGCUGCUGAAGCGACAGGAGAAGGGACUGGAAGAAGAGGAGGAGAAUAUCUCAGCGAGCACCGCCCGGCCGCAGGCCCGGCAGCAUCUCCGACCAUCAGCCCGCCCUCAGUACUGGGAGGCCCAGCCACAGCACCAGGGCUCGCGUACACAAUACCAAGACACCGGCCCGCAGCACCAGAUCACCGACCCGCAGUACCAGAACAGCAGCCCGCAGUACCAAGACGCUCGUCCGCAGCACCAUGACACCCGUACGCAACACCAUGACACUCGUCCGCAACACCAUAGCACUCGUCCGCAAUACGAGGAAACGCGCCCGCAGUACCACGAGACUUCCUUCCAGUACCAAGAGACAGUUCCGCAAUACCAGGCUGAACGCCUAGUGCCAAACUACCACACUGAACGUCCUCAUACUGGGGGACAGUAUCAAAGCGAUCGCACCCAGUACCAACAGCAGGCCCAGCCGCUGGCCCAGGGACAGGCCGGGUCGCAGACCCAGGAGACGCGUCGGCCGUACCAACAGGAGGCCGCCCUCAGCGACGAUUACUAUUACGACGACGAGUACUACGAUGAUCCGCCAGCUGAGGUGGCGCCGGUCAGCACCACCGCACCGCCCGAGCACCGGGGCGGCGACGAGGUGCACGUGCUGGCGGUGAACACGGUCCAGCCUGCCGGCGCCACCGACUUCUAUCACGAGCUGACCACGCUCAAGACAUUGCGCCACAUCACCAUCGGCCGCUACACAAACAGCAAGUGGGUGACGCAGACCAAGACGGGCACGGUGGCCAUUCCGCUGGCGCCCACGGUGGCGCCCUCCUCGACGACAGUGGCGCCGCCUGCGGCGUCUGCGACACCGCCGGCGGCGACGCCCGCGACGACGGUAGCGCCGCUAGCGGCCGUCGCGAAGCCGGCGGUCGACGACCUGCUGGGGCCGGCGCGGCAGGAACCGGCCGUGAUGCUGCCGCCGGUGCAGCUGGACCCGAGCUCGCCUAGCCUGCCGCUGCACACCAUGACCGAGACGUACAGCACGGCGCAACUGGUGCUCAAGUCGUCGGUGAUUCCGCUGGUAAUUGGCGCUAACACCCGCUCCUUCACCAUCACCCAGUCGUACCACGUGACGCGUGUGGUCACGGCGCUCAAGACCAUGCCACCGAUGGAGCUGUUUAAGCAGGGCUCGCCAGCCGGCCUGGUGAGCUCCAACUCGACCCUGGUGGGCGCCUCCUCCGAGCACCAGGUGGACGAGGGCGGCGUGCCGCUGCAGCGCCUGCCGCCGCCCGACAGCCUGGCCCAGGUCGGCGGCGCCUUCGAUCCAGACAUGCUCGAACAAAAGACGCACCCAGAGAUGUUCGCGCUGCACGGCCAGCAGCCGGCGGCGGCGGCGGCGGCGGCGGCGGCCAGCGUCGGGACAGUCGCCACACCGGCACUCCCGUCUCUCGGAGCCUCGCCGUCUCUCGGAGCCUCGCUGGCCCAGCUGGGCACGUCGGCACAGCUGCCCCAGCUAGGCCAGCUGGGCCAACUAGGCCAACUGAGCCAGCUCAGCCAACUUAGUCAGCUGAGCCAGCUGAGCCAGAUGGGAGCGCUCGGUCAGCCGGCCCAGAUGACGCCGCAACAGCUACUGUACAUGCAGCUGCUGAGCCCGUACCUGGCGGCGCUGCAGCCGCAGGCGGUGGGGGCGGCAGCGCCGGCCGGGCCACGUACCAUCGUCUCUUCGUCGCCUGUGUUUGUCACCACCACUGUCACCAGCACCAGCCGGCGUGCCGUGAUGGUGACGUUCCGUGCCUCGCCUUCCACCGCCUAUAUCACCAGCACCACAGUGAUGCCCACCGUACUGACGUCGUACGUCACCACCACCAUGACGCUGCCACCGACACAGCCGCUGUUCGGCUAGUCCAGCCGCUGUUCAGCUAGCCCAGCCGCUGUUCGGUCAGCCCAGCCGCUGUUCGGCCAGCCCGGCCGCUGUUCGGCCAGUCCGACCGCUGUUCGGCCAGCCAGGCCGCUGUAGAGUCGGCAGGGCUGGAUGCCUGCGCUGACCGCGCAUCAACAGCACCAUUCCUGAUGCAGCCGACCGGACCGACGAGCUCACUGUAGUGCGGCAAUGAACGCGUAGAAGGGCUGCGCACUGCCCCCCCCCCCCCCCCACGUGGCACGGACGCGUCCGCGCACCGACCCCAGCGUUGGCUCCAGCCGGCCGACAGUGUAGCUGGCCGCUACGUGAGCGAAAGCCACACAGUGCGGUAGAUGAGACAUACAAUUGUUGGAGAGGCAGCAGUGCUUCAUCUGGUCGCGGUUCAAACGGUGCACCAGACACUGAGUGGUGACGAGCAAGCCAAUAGUGACGACUUUGCAAGAUGUUUUGGCGUCCGACGGACACGUAUGAGUGCCUCCAGCGAACGGCUCCCGAUAGUUGUGCGAGUGAGUAACAACAUGUGUUUAAAUAAUUAUGUAAGGAAAACAGUAUUUUGAUCAUGAUCAGCUCCAUUGUUAGUCCUACUUAGGGCAAUUGUGGAGUGUCUGCGCGACUGAUGCAAGGCUGUUUUGGCGUGGUAGAUGAGAUGAAUUGGUUCCAUGCAUCAUAGUUCUUUUGUUAAGAUUUGUUCCAGACCAGCAGAGAUCAAGACUAUCUUUGCAGGAUGAGGCAAAGGCAAUCAUUUUACUGGGAAUGAGUGCUUCUAUUGACAGUGUUCGAGUAAGAAUAGUGCGCUGAACUUAAUGAAUGUGAAGAUACAAAGACAUAAUUUAAGCAUCCGGAGAUUGCUGUCGUAACAUGAAGCUUACUUGUGUACUUUGUGAUAUCGCCACCAUGUAAUGAACAAAAUAAAACGGAAAAUGAA